Chelonia mydas (Green sea turtle) is the source of this 3617-nucleotide messenger RNA. RefSeq names its product kelch domain containing 2 (gene KLHDC2). The record is from RefSeq and is a predicted model, not a curated record. NCBI's taxonomy places the organism in Eukaryota, Metazoa, Chordata, Testudines, Cheloniidae. Gene Ontology annotation, molecular function: protein binding. The coding region runs from base 140 to 1363 and encodes 407 amino acids. The transcript is spliced from 14 exons.
GCGCGCGGCGGUCGGUGGGGGGCGGAGCCGGCGCUGGGCGCGGAGGCUGCCGGGAGCGGAAGUGCGCCGCGGCGGAUGUUGACAGCGGUGGCCCACAACAGGCUGGGUGGCCCGCCGAGGAACAUAGCACUGUAUCAAAAUGGCUGAUGAUAAUGAAGAGCUGCAGGCAGAUGAAGAGCUCCCAGCUCCGGCUGAGGACAACUUUGAGCAGCUGGAGAACAGCAGCCCCGCAGAGCGCAGUGGGCACGUAGCAGUCACUGAUGGACACUGCAUGUUUGUUUGGGGAGGCUAUAAGAAUGCUCAAGUUAGGGGAUUUUAUGACUUCUAUCUGCCUAGAGAUGAAAUAUGGAUCUACAGCAUGGAAACUGGAAGAUGGAAUAAAAAAAAAACAGAAGGAGAUGUUCCACCUUCCAUGUCAGGCAGUUGUGCUGUGUGUGUAGACAAAGUAUUGUACUUAUUUGGAGGGCAUCAUGCACGUGGCAAUACAAACAAGUUCUACAUGUUAAACUCCAGAUCCAAGGACAAAGUGUUGCAGUGGGUUAGAGUAGAAUGUCAAGGUGUUCCCCCCUCAUCAAAGGACAAACUUGGAGUUUGGGUUUAUAAAAAUAAGCUAAUAUUUUUUGGAGGUUAUGGUUAUUCGCCUGAAGGGAUACCAAUAGGAACUUUUGAAUUUGAUGAAACCUCUUUUUGGAACUCAGGUCAGCCUAGAGGAUGGAAUGAUCACGUACAUGUUCUGGACACUGAAACCUUUUCUUGGAGCCAGCCCAUAACCACGGGUAAAUCCCCCUCACCCCGAGCAGCCCAUGCCUGCGCUACAGUUGGGAACAGAGGCUAUGUGUUUGGAGGCAGAUACCGAGAUUCUAGAAUGAAUGAUCUUUAUCAUCUUAAUUUGGACACAUGGGAGUGGAAUGAAAUAAUUACACAAGGCAUUUGCCCAGUAGGCCGAUCUUGGCAUUCCUUAACUCCAGUUUCAUCAGAUCACCUAUUUCUCUUUGGAGGGUUUACCACCGAUAAGCAGCCACUGAGUGAUGCUUGGAUUUAUUGUAUCAGUAAGAAUGAGUGGAAACAGUUUGAACAUAAUUAUUCUGAAAAACCGAGGCUGUGGCAUACAGCUUGUGCAAGUGAAGAAGGAGAGGUCAUUGUUUUUGGUGGCUGUGCCAACAACUUGCUUGCCCAUCACAAAGCAGCUCAUAGUAAUGAGAUACUUGUGUUUUCUCUGCAACCAAAAUCUCUUGUAAGGCUGUGCCUAGAAGCAGUCAUUUGCUUCAAAGAGAUAUUAGCCAACUCAUGGACCUGCCUCCCAAAGCACUUGCUUCACAGUGUCAAUCAGCGGUUUGGAAGUAACAAUACAUCUGGCUCUUAAGACUUCUAGCAGUUACUUCUAUGAAUGUGUGCAUGGAUGAGCAAUUCUAAAAGAUGUAAUAAUUUUACCAACCACCUGUGGGAGAUGUGAGACUUGUAGAAAUAUCUGCAUUGUUGUUGGUAGUAGCUUGUUGGUUGUAAGUUGCAUGUGAAUGGCUUAGAGAGAACCUAUUUUUGUGUAAAGAUGUUUGCAAUAAAUGUAUUUAAUGCAAGUUGAAAUGUAUCAGUGCCUAAGCUAAGUUAAACCAGUAAUGGUUUGUUCAACUUAAUGCCACUCACUUCAUUAUGUGAUGACAGGAAAACUACUCUAACCUAAAUUACUUCAGAGUGUGUCAGUGCAGGGAAAUGCUGUUUAAGGAAAAGGAGUACUUGUGGCACCUUAGAGACUAACCAGUUUAUUUGAGCAUGAGCUUUCGUGACCUACAGCUCACUUCAUCGGAUGCAUAGCAUAUCGUGGAAACUGCAGAAGACAUUAUAUACACACAGAGACCAUGAAACAAAACUUCCUCCCACCCCACUCUCCUGCUGGUAACAGCAUAUCUAAAGUGAUCAUCAGGUAGAGCCAUUUCCAGCACAAAUCCAGGUUUUCUCACCCUUCCCCCCCCCCCCCCCCCCCCCCACACACACACACACAAACUCACUCUCUUUGAAACCUCUCUUUAUAAUGCGCAUGAUAAUCAAGGUGGGUCAUUUCCAGCACUAAUCCAGGUUUUCUCACCCCCCCCCCCCCCAACACACCCCCCUCCAAAAACCACACACACAAACUCACUCUCCUGCUGGCAAUAGCUCAUCUUACAAUGUGCACAGCAAUAAUCCAAGUUUAACCAGAAUGUCGGGGGGGGUUUGUAGGAAAAAAACAAGGGGACAUAGGCUACAUUGCAUAAUGACUUAGCCACUCCCAGUCUCUAUUCAAGCCCAAAUUAAUAGUAUCCAAUUUGCAAAUGAAUUCCAAUUCAGCAGUUUCUCGCUGGAGUCUGGAUUUGAAGUUUUUUUGCUUUAAGAUAGCGACCCUCAUGUCUGUGAUUGCGUGACCAGAGAGAUUGAAGUGUUCUCCGACUGGUUUAUGAAUGUUAUAAUUCUUGACAUCUGAUUUGUGUCCAUUUAUUCUUUUACGUAGAGACUGUCCAGUUUGACCAAUGUACAUGGCAGAGGGGCAUUGCUGGCACAUGAUGGCAUAUAUCACAUUGGUGGACGAUCACUUUAGAUAUGCUGUUACCAGCAGGAGAGUGGGGUGGGAGGAAGUUUUGUUUCAUGGUCUCUGUGUGUAUAUAAUGUCUUCUGCAGUUUCCACGAUAUGCUAUGCAUCCGAUGAAGUGAGCUGUAGCUCACGAAAGCUCAUGCUCAAAUAAACUGGUUAGUCUCUAAGGUGCCACAAGUACUCCUUUUCUUUUUACGAAUACAGACUAACAUGGCUGUUACUCUGAAAGCUGUUUAAGGAGUUACCCUUCAAGGAUUUGUAGGUUGUUGCUGAAUUUCUGGGCCUUAAAGUUUGGCAAAUGCUAGAAGUAUUUUCAGGCACUAAUGUUCUUUGGGACACCGUUAAUAUUAAAGAACAAGGAACUCUAGCAUUAUUCAGCAUGAUAAAGUAGUUUUAGUCUGUAUCAGCAUCUCACUGAUAGGAAUAAGACAGGUUCCUAACAUGUUUGGCCACAUGAGUUUAAGGUUAGAGAAACUGCUAUUCUAAUUUAGUCCAGGAAUUAGCUCACCAAUUUAAGGUGUAGUUUGAGUUGUUUAAAAACAAACAGAGGGAUGGUGACUAAGUGUCAUGUUGUGGGGUUAUUUAAGAGCUGUAAGUGUGAGUAGAUGUAUUCUGUCUUAAUUGUGAAAAUGCUUUAGUCAAUCAGUAAUAAAGUAUCAAACUGGACCAUGCAUGUCUAGGAGUAGCCAAAAGUACAAACUGCCGGUUUCCCAGGAAUGACUUGAUUAUUAAUGUGCUGUUUCCUUCAGCAGCUUCUAGAUCCAGAGUUUCAUGCAUGCUGUGAAGCUGAUGACUAACAGCUGCCAGGCUCUGUUCAGCUUCACUAGUUUUAAAACUACUGAAAGUAGAUUGUAUGUGAGCAGCAACCAGCACUAAGGCCCUUCUGGCUCUGCCUUAUCUGUGCUCAAUGUCUCCCAGGAGGCAUAGGCCACCACUGAUACAGUGGAGGGGUUGAGAAACUAAUAAAUGGCUUGUGAUUUAAAUAUUGGAACAAUGUGACUUCAGCACUCCCCUUACUGUCUCAUUUCUUUUUAUAAUAAACUGAAUAUUCUGACUA